AUGACCGACCUCCCCCGAUUGCCCACCCGCGGCAGCACUUCCCCAACUCCUCCCCCUCCUCCGCCUCCCCCGGUGCAACAGAGUCAGGCCAACAAGUACUCCCAUCGUGCGGCGAGUGCUCUCGCAAGAUUUGCACAGCCCUUUUUCUCAGGGUCUCGGCCGCCGAGCCCGCACGGCCCCGGGCCUCGUCCUGACGCGUCUGCUGCUUUACUCGGUAGGCCGGGCGCGUCGCAGACAGUCACCCACAGGACAGGCAUCUCGAUCGCUGCUCUGGAUAUCUCCCCGCAACGGACACAUGCAGUCAUUGGAGGCAAAGAGAUUCUGAAAACGAUUCGUGUACUGCCAGAUCAUUCGUCAGAAGAAUUUAACCUACGCAAUGCUAUUAUCGGCUACUCAUCAACUCACCAUGCUGGCGGCGGGCUUUCCGCGCGGCACAAGGACCAGCUGACGGUUAAGGAUGUGAAAUGGUCACAUGGACUCUACGAUCAGAUUAUCGCCACCGCAGUGGCCAAUGGUCGCAUCGUCGUUUAUGAUCUGCAUCGAACCGGAUUGGAGUACUGCCGGUUUCAGGGCCAUAGCCGCCAGGUCCAUCGUCUAGCUUUCAACCCGCACCAACCAGCAUGGCUUCUUUCCGGGAGUCAGGACGCCCAUAUUCGGAUGUGGGAUUUGCGGACCGUGCCUACGGAUCGUGGCGUUUCAGUAUGUGGAAGCAGAGACCAAUAUAACAGCAAUAGCGACGCUGUCCGUGAUGUCAGGUGGUCUCCCGGCGACGGAGUCUUGUUUGCGGUUGCUACCGAUAGCGGCGCAAUCCAACUAUGGGACAUUCGCAAAUCGAGCAGUCCCAUUUUGCGGAUUACCGCCCACGAUAGGCCAUGCUAUUCCGUAGAUUGGCACCCGGACGGAAAGCAUAUAGUCAGCGGCGGUACGGAUAGACAGGUCAAAGUCUGGGAGUUUUCAAUCACUGCCGAGCGCAGGCAGAAGCCGUUAUUUCAGUUUAGGACGCCUCAGGCGGUUCUCAACGUCCGAUGGCGUCCGCCUUCGUGGUCCAGAGAAUCGGAUAGCUCCGGGGACUGGCAGUCAUCACAAGUAGUGACUUCAUACGACAAAGAAGACCCGCGGGUUCAUCUCUGGGAUUUUCGCCGGCCUCAUAUUCCUUUCAGAGAGUUUGACAGAUACGACUCAACUGCUACAGACUUACUUUGGCAUUCUAAAGAUCUUCUUUGGACUGUAGGUGAUGGCGGCGUUUUCACUCAGACUGAUGUACGGUACGCUCCUCAGGUGGUUAAUCAGCGCCCAACCUGCUCGGUGGCCUGGAGUCCCAGCGGCAAGGUUCUCGCUUUUGCUCAAAAGCGCCCUAGGAGGAGCAUUCGAGGUCUCAGUACGAACGAGUUUAUUGGACAUUCCGAUGAAGAGGACACCAGUGGCGAGGCGCUAAGUCAGAGUCCUGCUGAGGAGGCGUACCCCACCGGCAGCGACAGAUCUCGUCCCCAUACUUCCGCUGGAAAGGCUCCUCUUAAAGGACACAUCUUCCUCUUUGUGCCAAAAGGGAAUGAUGAUUCACUCAUGUACAAUGCUCAAUGCGCCGAAGACAUUGCAUUGCCUAAACUGGCUCAGACCUGGCGUGUGAUACAUUACGCCAUCAUCCAGGAGCUGCAAGCAAGGGACAGAGAGCAGCGGCAAGCGCCGGAAAAGAGCUCUCGUAGCAUCAGGAAGAAAGCUUCCUUGGAGGACCCCAUAAUUGAGAAGGUCCGGCCUCUGGAAGAUGCGAGACAUGGAAAGAUGAAGACUCGCUUCUUCAAGGGGGUAAUAGAGAGCGAAGCAUCAAAACAUUCUCACUCUGACCUUGAGAGCGCUUCAAACAUGACAACGCCUCUUGCUCAGCCUUUGCCAGACUCGCCGCCCGACUCGUAUGAUAGUUCUGAGUCUCAAUUCAGACAUUUGGAUGAUGCUGAAGAUAUUCAACCUCUUCCGCCCUCGGUUUUGAGCUCAAACCAGGAUACCAUGGCCUCAAACGACUGGUCAUCCAUGUCGGACAUUGGGUCUCGCCCCAUCCAUCAACUUCACCAUCGUGAAUCCAACGACAGUGAAAAUGUGCGCAUACCAUCGGACAGUCCGCCAGCCGGCCGCAGUGGCUCACUGCACCAGGGAACUGAGGAAGAACAGAGGUCUGCCCCAUUAGCAAUUGCUGGCAGGACAGACUGGCAUAAUCGUCGGCCGCAACUCAAAAAGCAAAUAUCGGAUGUAGACGAAUUUGAGCAAAAGGUAGAGGACAAAAGGGCUGCCAUCCGUGACUACAAGUACUUCCCUAAAAAGCCACUCUCUCUCGAAGCACAUGCAGGGUCUGGUAAACCGGGUUACUAUAGACACGAAUCCACAGAAAGUCUCCCAAUGUUUUCGGCAUCAACAACAAGCUCACAUCCGUCCAAGUCGCCGGCCACAUCCUUCACCUCUGCAACUAGGCUUCAUGACGCGGCCGAAGUAGUCCGAAAUGGUCACGACGUUGGGUCCAGAAAUGAGAAAUUGUUGAGGACCCGCAGCGAUUCAAUAAUCACCACCAAUUCCAUUGCAGAGGAGGAACUCGAGGUUGACGAGUCAUUUGACGAAGGCCUCCCUGAUCAGAACCAUAUCCAUCUUGACAGACCAUCUACGCCACCCCCCCUUAUGAAAGAAUCCACACCCUUAGAGUCGCUGAGCAAGGAAAAUGAGGGCUCUGCAGCAACAAAAGACUGUGCUUCAGCUGCUGUGCCCGACCUUCCAGACGGUCUUUCUCGCAUCUCUAUACCAAUACUCUCUGACCAAACGGGCAAUAACCCCUGGAGUGCAGAAAUACUUUUGAAAGAGGCGAUCAGACACUAUCAUAGUGGUACACACGUCGACAUUCAAUCUGCUGCGCAUCUGCUUCAAAAGCUGCAUAUUCUGAUUGAGGACAUCGAUAAUGUUCUACCGGCUGAGGAGAGCGAGAUCAUAUUCAAAGCGUACAAUGAGGCCCUGAUACGCCAGUCCAUGUAUAUCAAAGCAGCCGAGCUUCGGUUGCUCUGCGUGCCGUCUUAUCCUACCGUCUAUGAGUAUGCUCAAGGGGACACCUACAUGAACGUGUUUUGCUUCACGUGCAAAAAGCCUUACGAGAACCCCAAGAACGACAACACCCGCUGCCACCGCUGCAGCACUCCACAAGAACCUUGCACCAUCUGUAUGAGCCUUGAACCGCCACCGGAAUGGGUUGCAGAGCAGAGUGCCUUGUCCCCCGAUGCAGAACACGAUUUACACCCGAGUUUUACCUCCCAACUUCUCUCACCAUCCCAUUCUUCGCUCAAUACGGAGCCCAUUCCCCAUUCUGAGCUGCAGCGUAUUGAUGAAUUCGGCCCAGAGGUCUACCGACGCGCGCGUCCCAAGGGGACUACACUUUGGUCUUGGUGUCAAGGCUGCGGUCACGGUGGUCAUCUCGCAUGCAUAAGCACAUGGCUCAGGGACAUUGAAGUGAGUGAAGGCGGAUGCGCAACUCCCGGUUGCAUGCAUGACUGCGCCCCAGGUCCGCGUCGCGAACACAACCGCCGUGUCCUUCUCGAGGAAUCGAAGAAGCGUGACAAUGCCAGUCGAAAGGCCGGCGUCGGCUUCGUCAAACGCGACACCUGGACCAAGGGUGAAAGCAAGGCCGUUGAAAAGGUGCGAGGCAUGUUGGGCACCGGCGCCAGUGCCGGUGCUGUCGCUUCGACGGGGAGCGUGACGCCGUCUACCACCGCGGCGACCAGCGUUGCUCCCAGUGCAACGUCGUCGAAUCUCAUGUCGUCGCCGAAGAAAGUGCGCCUUGUCACUCCUAGUGAGCAGGAAAGGCCGAUGAGAACUGGCUCUGCCCGGACUAGUUUUGGUUGA
Molecule: messenger RNA, 3870 nt
Organism: Aspergillus nidulans FGSC A4
Lineage: Eukaryota; Fungi; Ascomycota; Eurotiomycetes; Eurotiales; Aspergillaceae
Product: WD repeat protein
Exons: 4
Coding region: 1-3870 (1289 amino acids)
Biological process (GO): positive regulation of TOR signaling
Cellular component (GO): endomembrane system
Molecular function (GO): ubiquitin protein ligase activity
Source: RefSeq, a predicted model, not a curated record